UAUGUUAACUUCCCCUUCGUGCAAUCUGAAGCGUGGGACAGCAAUGCUUUCGCUUACCGGCAUCGCUUUAAGCUGUUUAAAGCAAAAAUUAUCAAAGCAAGGAACACUGUUUUGUAUACUAUGCAUAGCAUCAUUAAUUGGUCAAACUUUUGGAGCCGCUGAAGUGGUAUGGGCGGUCAACUGUGGAGGACAAGCGCACACCGACGUACACGGCAUCCGUUACCAGGCUGACUCGCUGCAAAUUGGUUACGCUUCGGAUUACGGUAAAAGCCUUACGAUCCAAAGAGUUGUACCGCAAGAUCAAAUACUUUAUCAAACCGAGCGAUAUCAUCGAUCAACAUUUGGUUAUGAUAUACCAGUGACAAAAGAUGGUGAUUAUGUUUUAGUGCUGAAAUUCAGUGAAGUCUGGUUUACUUCUUCCUCACAGAAGGUUUUUGAUGUUAUAUUAAAUGGAGAACAUACAAUAGUAAAUGAACUUGAUAUAUAUGCUAAAGUUGGGCGUGGUGUUGCUCACGAUGAAAUCAUUCCGUUCUCAAUUAAAAAUGGAAAAUUAAGAGUUAAUGGUGAAACAUCUCAAAUAGAUGGAAAAAUAUCAGUAGAAUUUUUAAAAGGAGAUUUGGAUAAUCCUAAAGUAAAUGCUAUAUAUGUUAUUAAAGGAAUAGUAGAAGAUGUUCCAAAAUUAGCACCAUUACCAGGUGGGGACAAUUUACGGGAAGAGACAGAUGAUGAAGAGGAGGAAGAAAUAGAUAAUGCUAAACCAUCCAAAUCUCGACGACCAUCGGGUCCUAAAGCUAAAGAUCCCUACGCCACUGAUGAUACUAGUACAAUGUUGUUACCAGUCUUUAUGGCUAUAGGUGCCUUUAUUCCAUUACUAUUCUGUUUGUGUAAAUUGUAGGAUAAAUGAAUCUUGUUAUUUAUACUGGUUAUCUAAUUAUUAGGCUGCUAAAAAAUUAUUCUUUGUUUCCAGACACAGGAUUUAAAAUAAAUCGGAGAUCUCUUUCCAGGAAGCAAUAAUCUCCAUGACUUUUUGGGGUAAAAAUUUCUUUAAAAAUACCAAAGAGAAAAUGAUGAAAUAAUAUACAGUAUCAGUGAUUUUACUGAAGUAGGUUGUAGCAUUUUUUGGGGGGAAAAAUAGAAAGGUUCUAAUGGUAUUCAGACCUAGAGCUCUUCAAAUACUAUUCCCCUGUAAAUUUUUCUGACAACUCGAUCCCAAGGACUAUUCGUCCCCUAGGAUUAUUCGUCCCCAGAUAAUUCGUCCUCAGACAAUUCGUCCCCGGAUAAUUAGUCCCCUAGGACUAUUCGUCCCUGGAUAAUUUGUCCCCAAAGACAAUUCGUCCCUGGACAAUUUGUUCCCUAGAUCUAUUCGUCCCCUAGGUCUAUUGGUCCCCUUAUUAUGAUCAACAGCUAAUUCUAAAGAAAUUGAAGAAGUUGAAACUAACUGAUGUCAGUUCUACAUUGUUUUAUCAUACACAAUAAUGCAUAUUGAUUAUAAGUCAAGUGCAGUAUUGACAAUGGACAAUACCCAUAGUGAAGGGAUAAAUGGAUUCUCUAACUCACAAAAGGUGUCACUGAUCAUAGCUGAUUACUACAUGCAUAUCAAUUAGCCGAAAAAAUUUCAUGAACCAUAAGUUAAAGCCUAGAUUUACAUGUAAUUCUAAAUGUAAAACUAUGUAAAACUAGCAUCAAAACUGGGAUUUAGGAUAAAAAGUAAAGAUUAAUUCAGUUUUUGAUAAUGGAACUACCAGUAUUGUUGUUCAGGGACAAACUGUCCUAGGGGACAAAUAGUCCGGGAACAAAUUGUCCAUGGGGACGAAUAGCCAUAGGGGGCGAAUAGUCCCAUGGGACUAAUAGUCCUGAUACGAAUUGUACUCAGGGACGAAUUGUCUGGGGCUGAGUUGUCUGGGAACGAAUUGUCUGGCGACGAAUUGUUCUUAUAAAAGAAAAGGCUAUAAAACAUUUUAAGGUGUAGGUACAAAUUUGCUCCAGAUUCGGUCACAGUAAGAUUAGGAGAAUCAUAUAUCACUCAUGUUUUAUUAAUUGUCCAUUUCAUUGUUAUGAAAGAUGCUUACCAGUUUACAAGUUUUAAAAUUUAAUGUCAUCAAAUUAGAUUCUGGAAGGAAGGGGGUGCAGGAGAAGAGACGGUCAUUGAAAUAAAAAAAUAGAAUUCCUUGUAGUUUGGAAACAAAGAAUUCUUCGUUCUGCAGUCUAAACUAAACUUUUUUUUGUUUGCCAUAAUAUUGACAAUCUUGCAUUAAAAAAGAACAGGCUUUUUAAAUUAGUUUUUUUUUUUUUUAUUGAUGAAUUUAAGAGGUGAAAUAUUUUAAUCUUUGGUGUUUUAAAUCAUUGUCUUUGGUCAGAUUUCUAAAAUGAUCUGUGGCCUAUAGAGAAAUGCCAUACAUGUAUUAGUUGCACACAAAUUUCCAGCAUACUUGAACUAGGUUUUAUUGUAUUAUUUAGAUGAAGUUUUGGAAAUCCCGUUUUAUACAUUAACUGCCAUUUCUACAUUUAUUUUCAUUUGUGUUUUCACCUGCACUUAAUAUCUGCAUAAGCUUAUAGAUUAUGAUAAUAAGAUCUAAAAUAGUUUUAUUGUUUUUAAUUGUUGAAAGCCAAAAUUUUAUAGAAGGAAAUUUAAUUGUUGGAUGAUGUGUAAUUUGAAACUGCUGGAAUGGAAGAGUUAUGCCCCUUUGCAAUAAAGAUUUUAUUUGACAAUUUUCUUUGACAGUAAAAGUACUAAUUCUUCUCAAUGUUAGUGCAAGCUUUUUUUUUUUUUAGGAGGGACAUAUAAACUUUGGCCGAGUAAUAAUAACUUAAGCUGAGUAUUGAAAGGGGUUGUCGCUGACAAAUGCCUUUGUUAUUGCAUUAAUACAAGUUACAUAUACACAACUUAGAUAAACUAAUCUUAGGGGAUGCUCGAUUGUCAACCAGGAAUAUCCCGAAUUGUUAGAAUUACAAUCGAGUGAUGCGGAAUUCAGUCCUGUCAUAGUUCUUUUAGCCAACAGAGGUGGUGUGAGUAUCACUGUGACCUAAUUAACCCUAAUGAAUAUAUUUUAGCUGUUGUGGUAGGUUGAGAUAUUUUCUUAAGCAGUCAACACAUGCGUUGUCGUCUGAAAUCCCCCUUUUCAAAAUUGUCAGUAUUUUGGGGAUUUAGAGAAUUCAAUUCCAGGAACAUUCAAUCGAAUAUCCCCCUUAAAAUAUAUGUAUAGAAUAUCAAAGGCUGUCGUUUGUUUUUAAAAGUUUUAUUGUGAUUUACUUGAGUAAAUGUCUUCAUAAUAAAAGUACUUGAUUAAAAAUAAUUUGGCAGCUUAUGAAUUGAAUAACUGAGAAAUAAUAGUAUGUUAUAUAUUUAAUGAUGUAGUUGUGUUUCUGUAGUCGUGUAGAUGUGGUUGCAUUCCUACCAUUAUUAUGUCUUUAAGUUAAAGGAGAAUAAUACCUGUUUCAGUUCUUUUAUAUUUGGUAUUAAAUAGUUCGUUGUUUGUUCAAUUAUCAGUUGUUUGUUCAAUUAUCGCAAAACCCCAAUUCGUCAGACCGACUUAAUACAAAUUUUGGUUAUAAAAAUGCCUAUUGUGGUGUUUUUGAAGUUAGUAUACUUUAGGAAAAAAAUUAGAAAAAAACUGAUUUAGAUGCAGUUCCCCUUUAACUGUAUCGAAAAAAGAUUCAAGUCAUUUUUAACUUGUGCAGUCUUGAAUAGAAAUAAGUUGGGGGGGGGGGGCAGAAAAAUUAGAAUUGUAUUGAAAAGAUGGAUCAUUAUGGGAAGUAACUCUGAUGAAUUUAACCUACAUGCGCCCAACCACAAAAUUGAAUUAUGAGAAAUACAGAAAGUUGUAAAAGCUUUUAACAUUUGUUUUAACAACAUAUCAUUGAUUCAUAUCAUGGUCUAUCUCGAUUUUCAUCAACUUGCAUGCAUUUAACCUUCCAAUUGAUUCAUAUUUUCAUGUUUAUCUUUUUAAACAAUUCAUAACGAGAAUGCCUGAAGAAGAAAAAUUAAGUGAAAGCUUUGAACUUAUUAUGCAUUUAAUUAAGCAUUAAUAUUAUUAUUAUUUGUUUUCAUUCUUGUUAUUUGAAAAUUCAUAUAUUUUGACUUUUACUGAUUAUAUUGUUAAAAAAUUCAAUCCUUUUAGUAAUUUUCAUCUUAAAAUGAAAAGAAAUGUACCCUUAUUAAUAACAUUCCAAUAAGAAAUGUUUGCAGUGAUGAUUAUAGAGACGUCAGUGACAUAGGAGGGGUACUCUUUUGUCAGUCAUGAACUACAAACAAGUGACACAGGUUAAUCUAUUUUGGUUGAUAAAAAUCUUGCCCCCUUUCAACAUGCCACUGGAACCAGAUUGUAGUUUAAAGAAAUGCAGCGAAUUCUUUGCAUUAUCAGUCUUUGAAAAAUAAAAUAUAUUGUUCCAAUAUCAAAUUUUUAUAUAGGUAUUAUUCUGUUUUAAUAUAAGCGGGUGGGAUAUAGUAUUUUGAAUAUGGUAAAAGCUGAUGAGUUUACAAGAGUGGGUUUGAUAUGGUUUAUUUUUUCUUGAGGGUUAAGUUGAGAUAUUCAUUUUGGUAUGUAUUAACUUUAAAUGGAAUAAGGGUUAAAAGAUUUUUAGUGCAUAAAAAUGUCACAUAUGGAUGGAUAUAUAUGUACAUAAUACAGCACUUCAAAUAAAAACAAAGAUGUGUAUUGGGUUAUAAAACUAUCAAAUACUUGUAUGUAAUACAUAACAUUGUUACCAGUAUUCAAAUAGAAACAUGUAUAGUUUUUUUUGUGCCAUCAUGUUAUAAAACUAUUAAAUACUUGUAUGUAAUAUAUAACAUUGUUACCGGUAUUGAAAUGAACACAGGCACACCUCAAAUAGAAAAAAAGAAGAUAUGUAAUGGUUUUUUUGUACCAUCAAUGUUAUAACACUAUUAAAUACUUGUAUGUAAUAUAUACCAUUGUUAUCAGUAUUGAAAUGAUCGUAUGCAUGGCUCUCAGGUUAGGUUAGUACUUGCAAUAUUUUGGCUAAAACUUAAUAGUUUAAAUGCUGUGAAGUUAGAAUUAAUGGAAAUGUGUGCAUUUGCAUUGCCCGGGGGCAAAUAAGAAUGGCAUCCCAUAACCCUUGAACUGUGGUUACCUCCUGGGCACCUUGCACCACUAGUCAUUAUGGAUAAACUUUAUUAUUGAUUCACAAUAUGCAGGAAGACAUAAGUGCUCCAAAUGGAACUUUUUAUGAUCUGGAGCCAUUAGCAUUAAUAAAGUGCAGGCAAUAAUUUCUUUCUUUACCUAAGUGUUGUAAUGUCAUUUUCUGUCUUAGUAGAUUUUGUUUAAAUAGGGCAUCACUAUUAUUUUAUCUUUGUGAAAGAAAAAAGUAAAAUUUGCAACACAGAUAAUGUUUAAUGAGGUUAUUAUAGUGAGAAAAUUAAAUUUAAAUCCACCAGUUAAUACUAUAGCAAAAUAAUAAAAUUGUUGGCAUAUAAACAUAAAAGCACAUUAACAUAAUUAUAGUAAAUGUAAUUACUCAACUUGAAACCUUAUUAAAAUAAGAUAUUUCUUUAGGUAUGGUCUUUCUUCAGACGGUAUGGGGAUGUCAUUGCUAACCUUGUGGGUCCUCUUGUUUCCUCACACUGCUAUAACCCCCAACACACAAGCAAAUAAUUGAAAUAAAAUUAUACCACGUUAAUCUCAAAAUGACCCGGUUUGUGUCAAGUGUACGUUAAAUUGGGUGUGAUUAUUUUCAACCUCCCUAACCGGCCUGAAAAAAGACUUUCCCAUAUCCUUUCCACUUGUAACCAGAAAGAGUUAUGACCAGACUGACUUGUAUCCCGUAAUCAGGAUUACUUAUUUGUUUCAUUCUCAUUGGGUUACAAGCUAGUGUCGAUCUUCACAUAUUAUUAACCACACCUUGUAUAUGUUAUAAUUAAGAUCUUUUUAAAUGUUAUUAUAUUGUUAUUUAUAGUUCGUUAGUUUAAAACAAUGUAAUUAAUUUUCACAGCGAUCAUGUUAUUUUUAUCAACACAAUCUUAACAUAAUAUACCUGAUGCCAAAUUAAACCUAGCUGGCCUUAAAUAUAAAUAUAAUACAACAGAGGCCUUACCUUAAUUAGACUUAAACAUAAAUGUUAAAAUCCUUUCAAGUCGCUGUUAUUUUAAAUCUUAUUUUCUUCAAAACUAAAAUACAGGACAAUCUACAUGUAAAUGAGUAUUUAUUUCACAAAUUUUGAUUCAAAAUAUACCUCUUGUGGCUGGGUUCGAACUAUCUUCAGUUUCUUUUGAAACUAGUCGGUUUACUUUUCGGCUACUAUGGAAGAGACCCCUAUGCGCAAGUGAAUUAUUGAAAUGAAAUUGUACCAUAUGUUGGUCCUUAAAUGACCUAGAUUGUGUUGAAAGGAUGUUAAAACCCCAUUUCCUACCACAUUAAACUGACCUGAUGAUAGACUUGCCCAUUUUGAAAUGCUUCAAAAUUUAAGAUGGCAACGGCAAGAAAUUUAUAGGAUUUUAUAGCUUGUGAUUAAGGCAAUCGAGGCCCCUCUGUCUUCUAUGCUGUUAGCUGUGGCUUUUAGUUUUAAUUAAAUUUUUAAAAAAUAAUUGUAUGGUUAAUUAAAUAUGAUUUUCUUUGAUUGUUUCAACGAUGUUAUAUGAUAUAUAGACUGAAUGGUCUGUAGAAUUGUAUUUUCAUGGUUUUUUUUUAUGAUUAUUUCUCCGGACAUAAUUGUUAUAUAGUGUGAAUUGGAUUUUCUAUUGUUUGUCUGUUGAAUAAAUGUAAUUUUAAAGUUUAUACAA
Patella vulgata (common limpet) is the source of this 6733-nucleotide messenger RNA. RefSeq names its product malectin-B. Lineage: Eukaryota; Metazoa; Mollusca; Gastropoda; Patellidae. Gene Ontology annotation, molecular function: carbohydrate binding. The coding region runs from base 2 to 895 and encodes 297 amino acids. Gene Ontology annotation, cellular component: membrane. The transcript has 4 exons. The record is from RefSeq and is a predicted model, not a curated record.